Molecule: messenger RNA, 2230 nt
Organism: Paramacrobiotus metropolitanus
Lineage: Eukaryota; Metazoa; Tardigrada; Eutardigrada; Parachela; Macrobiotidae
Product: mitogen-activated protein kinase kinase kinase 19-like
Exons: 3
Coding region: 882-1988 (368 amino acids)
Biological process (GO): protein phosphorylation
Cellular component (GO): cytoplasm
Molecular function (GO): protein serine/threonine kinase activity; ATP binding
Source: RefSeq, a predicted model, not a curated record
AUCGGGCUUGGUAAACAUUCUCUGUAUUUACUAUCGAUAAGGCUGCAUUGGAACAGAUCUCGUACUGCCAUACCAGUACGAACCAUACUGCCCAACACCGACGGAUACAAUCAUAUAAACAGGAAGCGGAAACACAGUCACAGGCUGUUUUCUCGUCCCAUUCGUGGAACUAAGCGUUCCUACCAUCAGCUGCAAGGAGUGUCACGCUGUAAUCUAACAUUGCUCCUUGAUCCCAUUUCCCAGUAUGUUGACAUCCUGUUGGAAUCACUAAGCGGUGAAUCACGAUGGCAGAAGACGACCAACUGCAAACCACCCGUCAGAAGCUUUGCGCUAUACUGAAAGCUGCAAGCGCAAAGCCACCGUGCUACGGAGGAAUCUUUUGGGAUAAUGUCAAGUUCAACGGGAGCUUAAAAGUUACUCUCGGCGAAGAGAAGGAUUUAAAGGCGCUGUGGACGAAAUGGACCGACGACGGCUCACCCAAUGUGGCGUGCAUCCCGCCGGAAGGCGUUGCAGCUUUACCGGAAUUAGCCGACGACACCAGCAAAGUUGAUGCGUGGGCGCUCGGCUGCUUGGCCAUUCAGCUUAUCAACUUUGGUCGACCACUAACACUACUGCGGGACGGGCGGCUCAAACGCGGUGUCCAAUAUUUGCCACUGAAAAAAUCUCUGCUACCGGAGCUGAAGGCAUUAUAUAAAGACGCCGGUAAGCAAAAAGGACUCGUUAUCGGGCCGGAGAUCAGUCUAGUGGGAACAAUUCCAUGCGCAUGCGAGGACUUUCUUGGCCACUGCUUGGAGCUGAAUCCAGAGAAGCGAUGGAGUUUAGAGCAGCUGAGCGAUCACCCGUUCCUAGAUCUUACGAAAUCAUGAGAGGCCCUGUUUGCCAUGGAUGCAACGCAUUACCACCAGACGUUGCCCUUUAAAGAGCCAGUUAUUAUAACUAACACUCAAAACCAUCCGUUUCUUAGAAGCAAUGAUACGCAUAUGCCCCAUGAGCAGGGCGAAAUGAGAUAUCAAGAUUCUCCUAACCGUGAACCGAUAUAUGUGGAUAUCUGGCGCUUUCGAGUAGAACGCACUGAAGCGAGAGACACGAAGGCGGAGCGUGAUUUGCUGACAAAAUCCUUUGGUAAAGUAAUUGAUGCACUGGAUAUGGAAGCCAGUGCAGAUGAGCAAACACGGAAAUGGGCCGAAGUUUACAAGAUACGUGCACUGCAGGAAGGGAAUAACAAUAUUGUCAAGCAUUACGGGUGUGAUUUUCUGUAUGAACAAAAUGCCCGGUUGCCGGUGGAAUUUCAAGUUAUUACAGAGCACUGUCCAGGAGGCUCACUGAAGGGCGUUGCUGGCCUUCGACUGCCUGUUCGUUUUGUCGCCAAAUUCGUACACGAACUGCUUCAAGGACUGGGUUACCUGCAUGCUCACCGCAUCGUUCAUCGUAACCUUGACAGCGGCGUCAUCUUCUUCAGUAAAACGGGAUUCACGGGUACCAUCAAAAUCGGCGGUUUCCAGCAUAUGCGGCAGUUGGGAGCUGAUCUGACUGAGCAACAUGAACUCACCGCUCGACCAGGUGAGGAUGGACGGUUUGCGGCACCGGAAAUGGUUAGUUUCGAAAAAGAAGGUCCACACGUGGGUAGAAAAUGUGACAUUUGGAGUCUGGGAUGCGUCCUACUGCAUCUGAUUACCGGCGCGCCACCGCUCUAUACAGGCGCAAAAAAUGACCCCGUGAUAUUGGAAAUGGCGGUUCUAUAUCAUCUGAACAGCGCGAACAGGAAGCUGCCUCGUAUUUACGAUUGGAUACCGUCAAAUAUCCAGGAAUUCAUUACAACCUGCUUGCAGUUUGAUCCUCUGGAGCGACCAUCUGCGGCCAAGCUUCUUCAGGAUAUGGAAAGCGGAAGUCUGCCGAUAACUGGACCGGAUACUGCCGAAUAUCUUGCUAAUCGUAGGGGUGGGCACCUUCGCGGUGAUGUCGCGGAGUACUGGAGCAACUACGCUUGAUAAAUGCACCUUUUUUGUUUUUUGCUCAUUUUGUUUGCACAAUGUUUGUCAGUACAAAAAUUAUGCCAACCGCUUUCAUACGAAUGUGAUGUCUGCUGCAUUUUUUAGGUUUUAGAAGUCAUCGAUCGCCAUUAUAAUCUGUCAGCGAAAAUUUGUCCAAAAGCAGAAUUAUCAACGCAACAGCCUUUCGUGAGGUUUCGUAUCAUUUUCGCGUGAUACCCAAAUAAAACGCACUUUUCGUA